Molecule: messenger RNA, 428 nt
Organism: Impatiens glandulifera
Lineage: Eukaryota; Viridiplantae; Streptophyta; Magnoliopsida; Ericales; Balsaminaceae
Product: peptidyl-prolyl cis-trans isomerase CYP95-like
Exons: 5
Coding region: 83-415 (110 amino acids)
Biological process (GO): protein peptidyl-prolyl isomerization
Molecular function (GO): peptidyl-prolyl cis-trans isomerase activity
Source: RefSeq, a predicted model, not a curated record
AUAUGAAUGUUUUCUCUCUCUCUCUUUCCCAAUCAGUUCAACCUAUAUGUUACAUUGAAGCUACACUUUCAGUACAGAUAAAAUGAGCAAGAAGAAUCCUCUGGUUUUUUUAGAUGUGUGUAUUGAUGGUGAUCCUGCUGAAAGAAUGAUAUUUGAGCUUUUUCAUGACACGGUUCCAAAGACUGCAGAAAACUUUCAUGCCUUAUGUACUGAGGAGAAAGGAAUUGGUAAGAAGAGUGGAAAGCCUCUACACUACAAGGGUUCCUUUUUCCAUCGAAUAGUUAAGGGGUCAAUGACACAGGGUGGAGAUUUUGUUAAAAGAGAUGGUAGCUUUGGAGAAAGCAUUUAUGGAGAGAAAUUUCCAGGUAUUUCUCCCUGUUUAAAUUUACCUUAUCUGGUCCCCUCGCUAGCCUAGAUGGUUAUAUAGA